AAAAACAUUAAAAAGUCUUUUCGUGCUCUGCAUUUGGCUGAGACUUCAAACCGCAUAAAUUUUGCUAUUUUUAUUUUCACGAAAAUAGUGAAUUUAUCGAAAACUAACCAAUUAUGGCGAAGAAGAAAAACGAGCAGUACAGUGACGAUGAUCAGGACUAUGAUGAGCCGAAUUUCGAUGAUCCAGAGGGUUUCGUAGACGAGGCUACCGAUGAAGAAUUGCUGGGCGAUUUUUUGUUGAGCAAACCAUGCGAAACGGAUGGAGUCGAGAAUGUUGUUGUUGUCGACAAUAUUCCGAAAGUUGGACAGGCACGUCAAGAGAAGCUGCGAUCGGUGAUUGAAAAACUCUUUUCCACUUUCGGUCAAAUCAACAAGGAAUUUUAUCCGGUCGAUGAAGAGGGUAACACCAAGGGAUUCGCAUUUCUGGAAUAUAAAAAUUCGGAGAAUGCCGAAGAAGCUGUGAAAUCGUUGAACAAUCAUCGAUUGGAUAAGUCGCAUACGUUUGCGGUGAAUUUGUUUACCGAUUUUCAAAAGUAUGAACAUAUUCCCGAGAAAUGGGAACCGCCAACACCGCAACCUUACAAGGUUCAAACGGAUCUGUACAAUUUCUUAAUCGAACCGGACGGUUACGAUCAAUAUUGUGUUGCUGCUGAAACGGCACCUAAUGCUAUCCAGGUUCAAUUCUGGCAGAAUACACUUCCUGAACCGAUGGAAUUGGAAACCAGAGAUCGUUUCACCGAAACCUUUGUCAAAUGGUCACCGCAAGGAACCUACAUUGUAACCUUCCACAAGCAAGGUGUUGUUUUGUGGGCUGGUACAACAUACGCUCGGGUCAAUCGUUUCCAACAGCAAGCCACUCAUUUCGUUGAUUUUUCGCCAUGUGAAAACUAUCUUGUCACCUACGGUCCAACACCAGACGGCCAAAAAAUCAUCAUCUGGGACAUUCGUACCGGCUUGGAGAAACGUACAUUCCUUUCGAAAGGAAACAUGUCUCGAUUCCGUUGGUCGCACGACGAUCGUUACGUUGCAUACAUGGGCGAAAAUGCGAUUUUCGUUCACGAGACCCCAACCUUCUUCCUUUUGGAUAUGAAAUCGAUUAAGAUCCAGGGCAUACGCAACUUCAGCUGGUCGCCCACCGACAACAUCAUUGCUUACUGGGUGGCUGAAUUGGUUGAUGUGCCAGCUAAAGUCACACUGAUGGAAAUUCCACGCCGAACGGAAAUUCGUAAUAAGAUUCUGUUCAACGUAGCCGAAUGUAAGAUCCAUUGGCAACAGAGCGGUGACUAUUUGUGUGUAAAGGUCGAUCGCUUCUCCAAAUCGAGAAAGGACAAAAAGGAUUCGGACGUCAAGUUCUUGGGAAUGUUUUACAAUCUGGAAAUUUUCCAUAUGCGUGAAAAGGACAUACCGGUGGAUUCAGUGGAAAUUAAGGAAUUGAUAUUGGCCUUCGCUUGGGAACCGGUCGGUACGAAAUUCGCCAUCAUCCACGGUGAACCGAAUAUUGCCAACGUUAGUUUUUACGAGGUGAAAAAGGGCCAGAAACCAAAUUUGGUAAAGAAACUGGAAAAGAAAGUGUGCGGUCAUUUGUUCUGGUCGCCGCGCGGUCAAUUCAUUGUGCUAGCCAACUUAACAAUGGGAACAUUCGAAUUCGUCGACACCGAAAAUGAUUUUGUCGUGAUGAAUUCAGGCGAUCAUUUCCGUGCAUCAGAGGUGGAAUGGGAUCCGACUGGCCGUUACUGUGUGACCGGCGUGUCGGCAUGGAAGGUGAAAGAAGAGAACGGUUACUACAUAUGGUCGUUCCAAGGGAAAAUCAUGAAACGUGUCAUGUUGAAGAAUUUCGAGCAAUUCCUGUGGCGUCCACGACCGAAAACACUGCUCACCGAACAGCAACAGAAGGAAAUCAAGAAGAAUUUGAAGAAAUACUACGCACAAUUCGAGAGCAAAGAUCGUCUGCGUACGACUCGAGCAUCAAAGGAACUGCUGGAGAAACGGGCCCAAUUACGAGAACUGUUCAUGGAAUAUAGAACGAAACGAAUUGAGGAUUACAAUAAUCAGAAGACCAGGCGAUUAGAAUUAAGAAAUCAUGUAGACACAGAUAAUCUUAAUACCGAAGACGUGGAAGAGGAAAUUGUUGAAUUUUUGAUCAAAGAAGAAACCACAAUCAUCGAGUAAACGGCAUAGCGAUUGAGGGCAUUCAACAGUAAGCAAACGAGUCACCAGUAAAUUUGCAACAAAACGAACUUGCGACGAGUUUGCUUGGCUCCAAACGUUUCUCCAUCUCCAUUUUUUUAACCGAAAUUUUACCACACAAACAUUUUGUAAUAAAUUGAUUUAGUGUCUUACUCUCAAGUAAUUCAACUUGUUUCAUUAAAUCAUUAUUAUUUUCCCCGUAAUCAAACUAGGAUUUCGUCGAAAAUCCGUUUUGUGUACACUUUUAAGAUCGACAUCGGUGAUAGAAUAAUAAUUCUAAUUCUUUUUUUUAUUAAAUUGUAAAAUGACCGUAGCAAAGUAUGAAAUUUUAGUGAAAAAUAAAAUGUAUGCGGAAAUGUGUGGACUGGAACUUUA
This is a messenger RNA of Bradysia coprophila, 2561 nucleotides long. It is a transcript of the gene eIF3b, whose product is annotated as eukaryotic translation initiation factor 3 subunit b. Gene Ontology annotation, biological process: translational initiation. The record is from RefSeq and is a predicted model, not a curated record. Gene Ontology annotation, cellular component: eukaryotic translation initiation factor 3 complex. Gene Ontology annotation, molecular function: translation initiation factor binding; translation initiation factor activity; RNA binding. Lineage: Eukaryota; Metazoa; Arthropoda; Insecta; Diptera; Sciaridae.